This is a messenger RNA of Coffea eugenioides, 682 nucleotides long. RefSeq names its product cyclin-U4-1-like. Gene Ontology annotation, biological process: regulation of cyclin-dependent protein serine/threonine kinase activity. The record is from RefSeq and is a predicted model, not a curated record. The transcript has 2 exons. NCBI's taxonomy places the organism in Eukaryota, Viridiplantae, Streptophyta, Magnoliopsida, Gentianales, Rubiaceae. Gene Ontology annotation, molecular function: protein kinase binding. Bases 77 to 682 code for a protein of 201 amino acids.
GUUAGUUUUAACCGGCCAACCGGUCGCUAAGAUUUAAGCCUCUUUACUAGCUAGGUAGUGGAAGCCUGCAACAUCAAUGGCGGAACUUGAGAAUCCAGGGGUGAUGCCUAAAGUCAUAGGUCUGGUCUCCGGCGUUCUUGAGAGAGUGGCGGAGGCAAAUGAUGUGAAUGCAAGAUUUGGUCCUCAGAGAAUUUCAGCGUUUCACGGCCUAACUAGACCAACCAUUUCAAUUGAAAGCUACCUGGAGAGGAUCUUCAAGUAUGCCAAUUGCAGCCCUUCGUGCUUGAUCGUAGCUUACAUUUAUCUCGAUCGCUUUUCGCAGAAGCAGCCGCUCCUGCCCAUCACCUCCUUGAGCGUGCAUCGCUUGCUUAUUACCAGCGUAUUGGUCUCCGCCAAGUUCAUGGACGACAUAUUUUACAACAAUGCUUUCUAUGCAAAAGUGGGAGGAAUUAGCGCAAUGGAGAUGAACCUCCUGGAGAUGGACUUCUUGUUUGGGCUGGGCUUCCAGUUAAACGUGACGCCCACCACAUUCUACACCUACUCCUCUUUUAUCCAAAGACAGAGUUGGCUUGCCUGUCCUCCUCUAUCACGACUACAACCUUCAACGCCCAACAGUUCGACGCCGCCAAGUCUCCAUCGUUGCGUCAGUUCUGCUCACCGACAACAACAGUUAACCGUUUGA